UCAUUUUUGACUCAAUUACUGCUCAAUUGACAGAAUCGCCUCAGAAAUGGUGUCGUACAGAAACAGGGCUUCGUUUGCCAUAUGAUCUCUAUGUAUUGGAUACCUGUGCCCGUUGUUAUAACUAUAUGCCCGAUACGGCCUUCAAAGAUGAUUUGAAAUUUAUAUACACUCCAAUCGGUAAUCUCAUUGAUCCGACCACUAAUAGGUCGUAUCCAUCAAACACCACAUCAUUGCUAUCGUUUACAUUCAUUUCUCCAUCACUUUUGAUUAAAUGGCAUCAGUGUUGCACAGAUGCACUGCACUGUUGUGUUGAAUCGCUCCAGCAUUUCGAUGACACCGAUGCCGACCGUCCGGUCUGUCCGCGAACAUGGGAUGGCUGGUCGUGUUGGGCACAGGAUGCCAAACCCAAUGUGAUAAUGAGACAACCAUGUCCCAAACACAUCUAUUGGCACCAAAUGGUACCUCCAUGUCGAGGCUACACAACAAAAGAGUGUACAUCAAGUGGCCAUUGGUUUAACUUAAAGGACAACAGUGGACAGGAAUGGAGCAAUUACUCCAUGUGUGCCCGCGAUGAUAUAUAUGUGGGAAGAAUCCGUUACUCAAUUGUCACAAAUGUUAUAUCCAUGUGUACACUCAUACCAGCGCUACUUAUAUUUGGUCACUACAAACAACUAUCAUCAGUGUCUCGGAUCCGACUUCACAAACAUUUAUUUACAUCACUUUUCUUUCAUGCGUUGGUCUCAUGUCUACUCAAAUGGCAUUUACUGACUGCCGGUGAAACUCAAUCGCAGACCUCUCAAGUGCUAACCUCUCUGUGUCUCAUACUAUCUGUUCUGUUGCGAUACUUUCGGUCGACAACCUAUCUCUGGAUGUUCAAUGAGGCCCUAUAUCUUCAUCAACUCAUCAAACACGCCUUCACUCAGCCACCGCUCACACCACUCAUAAUACUGGCUUAUGUAUUGCCGGCCACCACAACACUGCUCUAUAUAGUCGGCAGAGCCGUCAGCGAUGGCUUUGACAUUAGUUCCGGCGGCGAACUAAUGGCCAUUACGGCGUUCAGCAAAAAUCUAAGUCAAACAAUGAGUGUUUUGCACAAAUCGAUGACAAAUGAGUCCUCAGUGGACAUCGAGUCCUCUAAACUGAUGGAAGUUAUAGAAGAGUACGAAGAUGUCAGUCCUAUUGUCGAUGAAGACAAGUGUUGGCUAAUGCCGUCAUCAAACACUUGGCUCGAGUGGGUCAUCAAUGCACCCAAUCUGGCCAUACUUAUCGUAAACUGUGUUUUCUUAGUGCUAUUAUUGCGGGUGCUUUGUAUCAAAGCCUCGUCAACGACGAGCACCCAAUACACCAACUCUAGUGGCGGCGGUGGCGGAGGACAUCAUUUGUCGGUCAAUCAUACCGGCGGCGGCAGCAGUGGUGGUCUGAUAACACGCCAAAGUAUUAUUGUUUCGCUCAGAGCCGCUAUACUAUUACUACCACUCUAUGGCCUCCACUAUCUGUUUGUUGUCUACAGACCUAACAUCGAGAGCUGUUGGUUUUCGGAGGUCUAUCACUAUCUAUCGUCAACUUUGGAUGGACUCCAAGGAUGUGCCGUUUCUAUUAUAUUUUGUUUUGCCAAUCAUGAGAUACGAUAUCUAUUGAGACGUUCAUUGGAAAGGGUUAGCACAAGACAGAGGAGUACAACAAUAUAUAUGACAGAAGUGGUGGCCACUCAACAACACUGAUGAUGAUUGUCAUCAUUGAAUAUACAGUACAGUUGUACUAAUACAUAG
Messenger RNA from Oppia nitens, 1769 nucleotides. Its product is annotated as calcitonin gene-related peptide type 1 receptor-like. Gene Ontology annotation, cellular component: plasma membrane. Gene Ontology annotation, biological process: cell surface receptor signaling pathway; adenylate cyclase-modulating G protein-coupled receptor signaling pathway. The transcript is spliced from 10 exons. The record is from RefSeq and is a predicted model, not a curated record. Bases 126 to 1721 code for a protein of 531 amino acids. Lineage: Eukaryota; Metazoa; Arthropoda; Arachnida; Sarcoptiformes; Oppiidae. Gene Ontology annotation, molecular function: G protein-coupled peptide receptor activity.